AAGGCGGUCGGUUCGAAACCGACUGGAUCCACCAUUGGUGGAGGAUUUCUAAUUAUUAAAAUAUCAAAAACUAAAAAUGCUGCUAAUAAUCAGCCAACCAAGAAAGAAAAGAAGCCAACUCUGCCAAAAGAUAAUCCCCCGCCCAAGCCUAAUACUUCACCUACUCCCAAUCCACCGCAGCCAAACCCAAUUCCGAAGCCUAAUAAUCCCCCACAACCGAAUAAUGAUGAAUACCCAGCAAUUACCGCUACUGGGCGAGAACCAGAAUAUAGAAUUAACAAUAUAGAAUUAACCCAUCAUUACCACACGCCAGGUCACCUUACCGCCGGCUCAGCCUUACUUACUGAUACUUUGGAUGGUUCGGGUAAUGGUUCCUCAAUUCUGAAUGAUAAGGGAAUUACUCACCUUAUCCACGCUGUUAAUCAACCAUUUACGGACCGCUACCAGUUUGAAAAACUGGCUAUUCCCUUGGUUGGUGGGGGGAUUUUUCUUGGUAAUUGUGACCCGCAAAAAUUAGCCGAGGGAAUAGUGAGGGGAGUGGUUAAUCAGUUGGAAAAAUGUCAAAACUUAAAGAGAAUUAGUUUAAUUGAUUGGGAUGGCAAUCCCAAUAGUUACCUUUUGAAAGCAUUUGAAAGUGAAUUCAUGGAUAAGGAUGAACUUUUUGCCGGUGCUGUAGCACGUGAUAAUAAUGCUUUUGGAAAGUUAAAAAGUAAUCCGGAAAAACUUUUAGGUUAUAAUAAAGGAGACAUUUGCAAUAAAAGCAUUCAUGGAGCCAGUGUAAUUGUCAACGCAGCCAAUACCCAAGUCAAAUUUGGUGGCGGGAUUUCCGGAGCCGUUGCCGAGCAAGUGGGGGAUAAAAAGAAAAUAGAAGCCAAAGCCCAAGAAUUAAUUGAUAACCACCUUCAAGAAGAUUUAGAAGAAUCUGAUUUACCUUUUAAGGUGGAAGUGAUGGCUUGGGAUUUAGUUAACCAGUUAAAAAACAUAAAAAGUGGCGAAGACAUUUUUACUACUGCGGCUAAUAACUUACAAUUCAAACCGAAUUUUAUAAAUUCUGCUCAGGGGAUGAUUGAUGAUGACCCUGAUUAUUACCACCAUGGUUUAUUGAUUAAAGAUACUAGCCAAAUAGAAAAAAAUACUGGAACAAAGCCCGAAGCAAAUAAGUUUUCUUUUAAAGUAUUAGGCAGCAAAGUUAGAGAAAUAGAAGGAUAUAAGCCUGAAAAUAAGACUCUUGAGUUAGAGAUUGCGACAUUAGAUUUAGGAAUAGAGGGAAUGCCACUAAUUACCCGAAUUUUUUUUAACUUUUUAACUCCUGACUCCACUACGGUGGGAACAAUGCUAA
Molecule: messenger RNA, 1339 nt
Organism: Ambispora leptoticha
Lineage: Eukaryota; Fungi; Glomeromycota; Glomeromycetes; Archaeosporales; Ambisporaceae
Source: the annotation of a GenBank genome assembly